AUGCACGGUCGUCCUCGUGUCUAUGUCCGGUUUCGCCCCGACGCAAGGCUCCCAGCGUUGAAAGGGCCUGGUGUCGCGGUCGAAACCGGGGCGACCAAAGGCAUCGCGCUGGAGUCCGAGAACACCAUCAAAUUUCCUUGGAAGUCACAGCACAAGGAGAAGGAUAUUAAGGUGCAGGUGGAUCAUGCUUUCCCGGAGGAUUCUACACAAGAUGCCGUUUACUCCAGGGUCGGCCCGGAAAUGCUCGACUUUGUUCUGCGAGGCUUCCGGGGGCUUAUUUGCACCUAUGGCAUCACAGGGUCCGGGAAGACACAUACUAUGCUCGGGAAGGACGGGAAGGACGGUGACGGCUUGGCCCAGCGUGUCAUUGAGGAGCUGUUCCUUCGGAGUUUGCCUGACCUCACCGUGCGCAUGCAGGCGAUUCAGCUGCACAGGAAUGACUUCAGUGAUCUCGGCGUUCCCGAGACACCGCUUUUGAAGGUGCAAAGCGCGAACGAGACCGGAGCAAAGGAGCACGAGUUCACGAGCGCCGAGCCAGCUCUCCAGUGGCUCAAGGAAGUGCUCUUGCGCCGCAAGGGGGCCAAAACUACCAAAUCAUCCCGAGCUCAUUUCUUGCUCCGCCUGAAGAUCCAGUUCUCAUCAGGCGGUGCGAGUAACAGCGCUGUGCUGGAUCUUGCUGAUCUUGCCGGCUGUGAGAAGUUGGAUGAAAAUCUGGACAAGGAUGCGAAGAGAGACCACAUCACCAUCCAGGCAGGCUUGAGCAAUCUGCGGCACUGCAUCGAAGCCAAGGUGAAAAACAAGUCAGUGCCUUUCACCUACUUCAGCUUGCCCCGAUUGCUGGCUCCAGAUUUCAACGGAGAUGCUUCGAUCUCUUUUGUGAUCAACUGCCCCAGCUGCGACGACACGGAGCGCGUGGCUGAGACCUCGGAGACCUUGGACUUGGCGCGGUUCAUUCUUCGGCUGGAGCUCGCGUGCAAGGCCCAGAAGGCCACCGUGCAGCUGACGCCUGAGGACUUGUUGAAGGCGGCGGAGCACCGACGCGUCCUGCCGGCCGCCCCGGCCGAGCCGGCCGAGCCGUUCGAGUCCUCGGCCGAGAACCAGAAAGAGAUCAGAAAGCUGAGGAAGAAGCUGGAGAAGAAGAGCCAAGAAGUGGACGAGCUGAUGGAGCAGCUGGAAAGGCAGCAGCUGGCCCCACGAAUGAAGCAGCUGGACCUGCAAAACGCAUCACGAGAUGAAGUGAGGCAGCUGCUGAAGGAAGUCGAGAAGCAGUACCCCGAAAUCCUGCAGCAGACAUGGCCUCAAUGGGCAGAGCAACUCGAGAAAGGUGCUGACAUUAAGACGCAGUUCUCGGAUUUGCAAAAGGCAGUCGGUCAGCAUGAGCAACACCUCCAGUCACUGCAGUGGCUGCUGCAGCGGAAGGAGGAGUUGCAGAACGAGUCACCAGAAGCGCCGGAGCUGCAGCAGCUUCGCCAGCAGCAGCUGGCGGAGUUGGACGCGCUGCUUGUGGCCGGGGCUUCGCCAGAGCACCGGGAGAAGCUGGGCAGCGAAGCAGCCCAGCAGCGGGAGCUCCAGCACAAGCUGGCCAAGAAGAGGGAGGAGCUGGCGCUGCUUGAAACGAGCUUGCACUUGGCCGGGGCCAAAGAUGAUGAGCCUGUGAAAGCGGACUUACGAGAGGAUCUGGCAGCCUUUGGCAGCGACGAGUUGCAGCAGGCAGUGGAGAAGCUGCCCGGGUCCACUUCCAUCUUGCAGCAUUUGUUGAUGGCCCACCCGAGUUGGAAGCAGCGGUUUUAUCAAAUUGGUGGUUUGGAGAAGAUCUUGGAGAAGAUGGAAAGGACCAAGAAGGUGUUCUAUCACCAGCGCCUGGCCCAGUGCCUCUGCCGCACCCUGGACAUGGACAGGGUCAGCGCCCGGCCAGAUCCUGACAAAAAUAUCGCACGGCUAGUUCAACAAGUACUGGACAUCACCAACGGGGCGCGGUUCCCCUUGGACUCCAACAGCGAUGAAGCUCGAAUUCUGGAAUACAUGGAGCUGAUGGAGGCUAUCGCUCAGGACAAAGUGGCGCGACGUCUCCUGGUUCAAGGAGGGGCUGUGGCCGUGGCCUUGCAGUUCACACAGCACCGCGCACAAGCCGUGGCAGCUGCAGCGCUGAACGCUUUGGGCCAGGUGGCCAGUGAUUCCGAGUCGGAGAUCCACAUCCCGGCGGAGGCCUUGCGCUUUGCGCUGAGCAUUCUGCAGAGCGGCCAGUCCGCGCGGAUGAAGAAGGCGGCCGCCCAAUGCCUGCAGCGCCUGUGUUACGGGUCCACACCCUCUGCGCAAGAGCUGCGCCGCAGUUUAGAAGCCUUGAGAGCCGUGCCAGAGCUCCUCGAGGCAGCCAGGCACUUCCAAUCAGCUGAGCGGCAGGUGGGCAGGAAUGAUGGAGCAGAAGUGGCUCGGCAUGUGAAGAAUGCAGCCUUGUUGAUGUUGAAUGACCGAGAUAAGAUCACACCAGAUCCAAGCCACCGGCGUAUCGUUCUGGAGGCCAUGGCGGAUGCCACUGCCAAGUCCUUUGCAAAGGAAGUGGCCUUCAACAACGUUGCGGCGGGCAUUCAGUGCUUUGGACAUGUCAAGUUGGGUGCCUGGACUGCUCGUCCUAUCACUGCUGGCGGGCCGUUACAAUGCUCCACUUCAUGGAUGAACCCCAUGUACGCACUGCGCUUUCAAACGGCUCAAAAAAAGGUGGCACUGGCGGUGUCAGUUGUUGAUCCUGAUGCAGAAGCCAGGCGGGAGCAAGGGGCAAGCCAACAACAGCGCAGCCUCUACCAUGUUUCCAGGAUUGUGACUGUCAAGGGGUCGCAGUCUGCCCAAGGAGAGGAAAAGGAUCAGGCCACAUUCCUGGAAGACUUAAUCGCAAGAGGACUCAACUCCCCGCUCUUCUGGCAAGGAUCCCAGAGUUCAGCGCCUUUCAUGUCUGAAGAUGUGACAGCCCAGCAUUUGGAUGAGAUGGACACAGAGGAUUCCCACAUUCUCAUGCUAUCUAUGGGGACUGCUUUGCAGGAAAAACGAUACGUGAUCAGUGUUUGUGCAGAUGCUGAGAUGGAGCUCAUGCCGUUGUCCACAGAAGGUUGGCAGAGGCGUAGUUUUCUCGGCCACUGGCACGGCGAAGUUCCGCGAUCAGCACAGUCUAUGAUCCGACUGCAACAGAGUUUCCCACAGCUCAUCAUCACGAACGCAUCGACGUCCACGGCAAGCGUGUGUUUGGUUCUUUCCUACAGCAAGAAAGAUACCCAGCACAUGAAGAAGCAUUCAUGGCACGAGGAGGACGAUGAGGACAACAUUGAUCCGUCCUGCCCGGAUGAAUCUUACCCCUUGCUUGAUGUGCAGCUCUUUGACAACGGCAGGCAUCCAAUUCACCGCUAUAUGGGUGGUGGUUCAGCCGUGGCCAAGAAUCGCAAAGCAUCCAACGAGUGGGUGGCACUGGGCGCGAAAUUGCCACCAUGCAGCACUCACAAUCUGGUGAUGAGCAGGUGCUGGGCCCAAGCGCAAGAGCAAGUCGCAGACAACAAGGCAUACCAAUCGUUUCGGUUGCUUGUGCUUUCUGACUGCAACGAACUGGAGAUGCAACCAGCGCGUUGCAGUAAUGAGUGGCGUGUGAAGUCGACAACUCUGCAAAGAGUCCAGGAGACAACAGCAACAACAUUGAAUUUGAAGCUCAAAGAGGCUUCAGGCUCUCAGCCGCUGCCUCAGCCUCUUCAUUUGCUUGUCACCACUUGCGCCGAUGAUAAAUCGCCCGCUUACAUGAUGCUGCAAGUCCAUCCAGCCAGUGCCAAAGAAGAGGUCGACCCAGCAGUUUGCCCCAGGAAGGAUGGCAAGCGUGUGUUUCUGUCUCAUAGCGCGCACUACGAGUAUGAGCUCAGCGGAAGCAACGGAAGCGACUGGACAAUCAAGAUCAAUUAUCACCCGCAGUGCAAACCUGGUUUUCUGGUGGGCAUGCAUGUGUUCAGUCUUUGUGAUGUGGACAUACAGUGGCAAAAGCCCUCAGGCAAAGUUGAUGCAACCAGUGAGGCAGAGCGAACUUUUGUAGAUGAGUUUUACACAAAACUCCCUUCUUGGCAUGACCCACAUACAGAGGAAGAUCUGCAGAUUGAGGAUUCGGUCUUCCCACCAGUGCCAACACAACGACCUGAAGACAAGGAGAUGGUCUCAGUAAGUGUGGCUUACUUGCAGCGCCUGCAUCGCCGAGCCUUGCGAGACCAGCGCGGCCAGGAGGAGUAG
This is a messenger RNA of Effrenium voratum, 4251 nucleotides long. NCBI's taxonomy places the organism in Eukaryota, Dinophyceae, Suessiales, Symbiodiniaceae. The record is from the annotation of a GenBank genome assembly.